CGGCGGCGGGCGGAAGUGGGCUCGGGCGCGAAGCCGCCAUGCCGCGGGCGGCCGCGCUGCUCUGGCUGCUGCUGCCGGGGCUGGCGGCGCUGGAGCCGCUCAGCGUGGGCCUGGCCAUCGGCGUCGCCUCGGCCCUCACCGGCUACCUGUCCCACCCCAGCUUCUACUGCAGCUACGUGGAGUGCUGCCCCAGCGCCGGGCACCGCCUCAACGCCACCGCGCUGAAGGUGCAGCUGGACACCAAGCUCUUCGGGCAGCACCUGGCCAAGGACGUGGUGCUGAAGGCAGUGAUGGGCUUCAGCAACAACCCCAGCCCCAAGAAGCCGCUGACACUCUCGCUCCAUGGCUGGGCUGGCACCGGCAAGAACUUCCUCAGCCAGAUCCUGGCAGAGCACGUCCACCACGCCGGCCUGCGCAGCAAGUUUGUCCAUCUCUUCCUGGCCACCCUGCACUUUCCCCACCAUGACCAACUCAAGCUUUACAAGGAACAACUGCAGAACUGGAUUCGGGGCAAUGUCAGCGCCUGUCCCCACUCUGUCUUCAUUUUUGAUGAAAUGGACAAAAUGCAUCCAGGCCUCAUUGAUGCCAUCAAGCCAUUCUUGGACUAUUAUGAGCAGGUUGAUGGGGUGUCCUACAGGAAAGCCAUCUUCAUCUUCCUCAGCAAUGCAGGUGGUGACUUAAUUAAUAAAGCAGCUCUUGACUUCUGGACAAGUGGAAGGCACAGGGAGGAGAUUCAGCUGAAAGACCUGGAGUCUAUGCUAUCUGUAGGAAUCUUCAAUAACAAGAAUAGUGGACUGUGGCACAGCAGCCUCAUCGACAGGAACCUCAUUGACUACUUUGUCCCCUUCCUGCCCCUGGAGCACAGGCAUGUGAAGAUGUGCGUCAGGGCUGAAAUGAGAGCCCGUGGCUAUGCUGUCGAUGAGAACGUUGUUCAAGCAGUGGCUGAUGAGAUGACGUUCUUCCCAAAAGAGCAGAAAAUCUACUCUGAUAAAGGCUGCAAGACUGUACAGGCCAAGCUGGAUAUUCACGAAGACAUUGCAAUGAGAGAUACAAAAGUCAAGGGUUGAUUACCCUUCAGGUCUCCAAAGCACUUUUAGAGCUUUUGGAAAUCUGUGUAUUUGCACUUAAGCUUUUUUACUGUUGCAGGGAGUAUGGUGAAAAUACUAGAGUGACUUGUGUGGGCUUUUAAACUUUUUUUUUUUUUAACUUAACAUACCACUGUUCAUCUCUGAACUGGCUGGUAUCCAUAUUUUUCUUUUAACCUAUACAGAAUUUGAGUGUGACGUAUAUAUAUAGCACUGGAUACAGCCUCUUCUGCUUUAUUCUUCCAAGUGCUGGGAUUAUUGAGUAUUUUAUUCCUCUUUCCACAAAAAAACUAGACUAGAGCAAAGGAGAACAGAAGAAUUCUUUCAAGCAGUCAUAUUCUCUUCCUUGUACGUGGUCUCAUUCAUGGGCUAGUGAAAUGAAGGGAUGUGUGGUGUAUGCGGGACUACAAUGGUGCCUGCGAGGGUGAAUACCUUGAUGCGUUGCAGUAAGAAGAUGGUCUGGUGGAAGGCUUCCUGUCCUUCGCAGCAGAUUGAUGCUGUUGUGGCUUCUACAGACAAGCGUCAAGUAUUCAGGGACAGAAGGGCAUGAUUAUAGUUUAUGUCUGAGCUGUGGCAUCAUAGCACAUCUCCUGCCACAGUAAUAUGGAAAGUUACGAUGAGCUCAGGGAAAUCUGUUACUAAAUAUUAGAGAAAGGGCGUGUGUGGGGGGGAAGUAACUGCUUGCUUCUUUGGAGAAAAAGAAAUUGUAAAAAAAAGCUUUAUAUUCUUCUAACUAAGGGGGCUAAGUGAAUUUGUAUGGUAACUCCAGGGUGUUUGUCUUCCUAAGCAGAGGGACCCAUCCAAGGGAUCUGUUAAAACACAGUAGGCCAGUCUUCUCUUCUCAGUGAGAAAAAUCUCACAUGAGGAUUUGACUUACAGCUUGUCAGGUUAAUCUGCAUGUGGGCUCCUGGGCUUGAAGUCUGCAAGAUCUUUAGUCCCUCCCAGCUGUACCCAGUAGCCUAGGCCUGUGUAAUGCUGCUUUCACCUUGCUUCGAAGACACUUUCAUGGCAGAAGUUAUUUUUAAUAGUGUAUUUUUAUACUGAAGUGUAAACAAGAGCAAUACAAAGCUCUUCCUAGAGACCUGCAGAGAAGGGAGUAUGGGAAAUGAGAGCAAUCAACAAUCCCAUACCUCACUAGAUAAGUAUGUUUUAUAGUAGCUUUUUUAAAGAAUGUCUGUAUGGAAGGAUGAGUGAUGGAUUAGGAAACUGGGAAAGAUGAUUUAACCUUCACCCACUUGGUAAGGCUGCGGUUUACAACACUGUUGCAAGCUUUAACUCCUUCAUCAUCCGUCACUUGUGGCUUAAAUACUGUAGUGCAAGACAGAAGUGCCUAUCACUUGGUUCACUGUAGUGUGUUUCUUAAACUGGUACGAGGGAGUGGGCUAUUUUUGUGCUGCAGCAUCUACUCCCUCACUUGUACUUAAACUUGCUUUAACAUGUGAUGCAAAACUUAGAGGUCUCAACACUAUUAUGUUAAUUCAAAUUCAAACAGAGAGCUUGGCAUCUAUGUUAAGCUCUAAACUAAAAGCGUCAAUUGCCUUUUACAACCUCGUGGAAUUUGUCAAAUGUUGGCAAAGUGUUCAUGCUGAUGCAAUCUCCAGAGCCAAAUGCUAGCUAGCUGUUAACCUUGGGACAUUGGACUGUUGCUUUUCAUGUGUAAUGUUUUGCCUAUUACCUGACUUAUUCCUAGGUGUAAAUGCUGCAUCCAGUUUCAGUUACUCUGAAUACAAAAUACUUGUGCAGUUUCAAAACACUACAUAUUACUACUGUGCUGCACUUGGAAUAAAUCUUAAGUCACUUUUC
Molecule: messenger RNA, 2888 nt
Organism: Grus americana (Whooping crane)
Lineage: Eukaryota; Metazoa; Chordata; Aves; Gruiformes; Gruidae
Gene: TOR1B
Product: torsin family 1 member B
Exons: 5
Coding region: 39-1067 (342 amino acids)
Biological process (GO): nuclear membrane organization; protein localization to nucleus
Cellular component (GO): nuclear envelope; endoplasmic reticulum; endoplasmic reticulum lumen
Molecular function (GO): ATP binding; ATP hydrolysis activity; kinesin binding
Source: RefSeq, a predicted model, not a curated record